AGAACGGAAGUGACGUCUUUGGCUCAUUGGAAAACACUUUUUUUCCCCAAAACCUUCUCUCCUCUCGCCUACUGGAGAGAAAGGGUGAAACACCAAGUAUCUGCAGUGAGUGCAGUUUGUGGUUAGAAUCACAGCUCUGAAAGUUUAUAUGCUCAGAUUGCCAAAUAGGACCAAUAGUGAAAUGGGUAUUGCUAAGAAUCUUUAAAAAAGUACCUGUGUGCUUAUUAAUAAAUGUCGCUGUGGGUGUCAGAACAGAAUCUCCCAUGCCGUUGGUAUUAAAGUUCACUGCGAUCCCUGCAGUUGUGUUCAAGCCCAUCUGUGGCAGGAACCUGACCUCCUGUGCUCCUCAGGAACCUCAGAGAUCAUUUUCUAAAAACAGUACUUUCAGAGGGAGAAAGCAGGGUGGGGGCUUGACGUUUUUAGAGCAACCAUAGCAGGUUACUUUUCCUGAAUGAAUUUGAACAGUGCAGCUGCUUCCUGUUUGUUUGGGGCUUUAACGUUGUAGCAUUAAAGCUAUGAAUCCGUGAGCACAUCUAGCAUGUGAAAAUACCAGCCCAAUUUCCCAUUUUGCACCGAUUUCCUCAGAACAUGCCAUGACCUACACCCCCCAUUUCCUUGUUACCUCAUAAAAUACACGCUGGCUUGUGUUCAGAAUAGGUUAUGUUUUCACAGCCCUGAAUGGAGGACAUGUAACUGGAGUUGUCCAUAUCUGUUUUGUCACUGAUCACACUUUUCUUGUACACUAGUUCUUUUCUGCAAUUUUUAGAACCAGAUAACCUGUCGGGAGGCAUAUUUCUAAGGAAUUAAAUUUUAGGUAGUAAAUGAACCAUUGAGUAAUUUGCACACAAUACACGAAUUGCAGAAAUACUCAAGGGUAAGUGCCAAGGAACAAUCGCUUUGUUUUUAAUUUUCUAAGUUACUUUGUUACAGUAGGGGAGCAGCAGCAGCCUGAUUUGCAUUUCCCCAGCAGUGUGACAGAUCACCUGUGGAAACAUAGUUUGCUGACAACAUGGCUUUUCUGAUUUAUCCCAGCAGUGAUGUAUGCACUGUCUAUUACCUCGCCAGCUAAUCCUUUAGUCUGGGUCUGGUUAUUGUGAAUUUAAAAAAAAAAACAAAAAGCUUUUCUUCUCUCAACUGUCACAUACUCAACACAAUGCUUUAUCUCUGGUCACCAAAAUGUCUUGGGUUCUCCCCACCAACAACCAAUUCUCCAGCGUCCCCCACCUGGGGUCUUGUUAUUUGAUUCAAUGCUGAAACCUGGAGUUGGUGUCAGGUCCCGCAGCAUGAAGGCCUAGUUCUGUAAGAUGCCCCCACUCCAUCAGGUACUUCGUUACCCAGUCUUCUGUCAUAACAAACAUGCAUGAUGUCAACUCAUAAGGAGAAGAGCGCUCCCUUGGCCCAUAGUUUGGAGGUUCCAGUCCAUAACUGGCCAGCCCUGCGCUUUGGGUCUGUAGCAAGGUGGCCCCUCAUGGCUGCAGUGUGCAGUGGGGCAAAGCUGGUCACCCAGGAAGCAAAAACUGAAUAAGGCAGAGGAGCAGGGUGGGGUUUCACAGUCCUCUUUGAGGGCGUGGAACCUAAAAGGCUCCCACCAGCCCACAGGCACCUCAUGAGGUUCUGCCACAAUAGCCCCAACCUGGGGACCAGGCCUUGAACACUCGGACUUUCAUCUAAGAUCCAGACUGGCAGAUGCCAACCACAGGGGUGAGGUUGGGAUCCAUGCUUCUGACUGGCCUGCUAUACCAGGUUUCCCUGACUGCCUUCUCAGAUUUGAUUUAUUCACUGGAACAGCUUACAGAAGUCUGGAGAAACAUACAUUUACCUGUUUAUUAUGAAUGAUACAACCAAGGAUACAGGAGAAUAGCUGCAUGCAAGAGAUGCAGAGUAUAGGGGAAGGGGCAUGGAGCUCUCUCCAGACACCUCCAUGUAUCUGAAGCCCUCAGAACCCCAACUUUUUGGGUUUCUAUGAAGAUUCAUUCUAGAGACAUGGCUGACUACAUCUCUGACCACUGACGAUCAAUUCAACCUUCAGUCCCCCUUCUUUCCCUGGAGAUCAGGAUGUGAAGCUAAAUGAGUUGGUUCCCCUGGCAACCAGGCCAUAUCCUAAAGCUAUUUAGGAGCCCACCAAGAACCACCUCACUAGAACAAAAGAUGCUCCCGUCACCCAGGAAAUUCCAAGAGAUUUAGGAGCUCUGUGUUGGGAGCAGGGGUCAAAAACCAAAUAUUAGAACAAGAGAUUCUCCUAGCAUCCUAUCCACAAGUUUUAGGAGCUCUAUUGUCAGAGGCCGACCAUUCCUCCAAUCUGGCUAGAAUGGGGGCAGUGAGGGCUAAAGAAAGGAAGACAAUAGAGACAUAAUUUCAAAACACAUGGGCAGCUGGGAGGUCAGUGCUUCAGAGUGGGCAAAGACAAAGGCACUCUGAGCUGGCCACUGCUUAUUGAGUGCACAAUAAUCAGAAGGAGUAUCAUGUGACUUUAGAGGGUGGUGAUAAUCACACGUUGAUGAGGAUCUUAGGUCAUGAGGAUCUUAUACUGAUGAGGGUCUUAUGUUGAUGAGGACAGUGAGAUGGGCAAAGCAUUCUUACAAUAGUAGGUAUGAUGAGAUACUAGGCUAACAAGGAAUCUGUCCUUUCCCCAGGUGAAACCUUGCUCUUUUUUUUAUUACUGCUCAGUUCUCAAAGAACCAGGAUGUCUUCAGCUGAUGUAAUCUUACACUUGAGAGUUAUUAUGACCAGAGGCAAAAUGGAAUUAUGUUUCUGCAUGCCAUAGCCAGCUCUCUGGCAAGAAGACAUUGGGCCUUAGACAGUCCUCAUCAUAAUUUAAUUAUGAAAUGAUUUUUCCCCAAAACUAUAAAGAAUGGUUUUCAACACUCUAUAUCAGGAACCCUGGAUAGUACUAAUAUAUAUAUUAGUUUCUAUAUUUUAUAUAUAAUUAUUUAUAUAAUUUAUAUAUUAUGUUUGCUUUGAGCACACACACACAUGUAUAUAUAGAUGUUCUCUUUGAGCACACUUAUCCCAUCAUUCUUGCCACUUUUCUGAAGCAGUUCUUGAAGUCCUCUUUGAUGAGUAUCUUUAAUUGCACUGUCGUGGCUGUAAGGGUUCAGAUAAUAAAUAUACUGUAUUUGGCUUUGUGAGCCAUAUGGUCUUUUUUCCCAUUCUUUAGUUUUGUUAUAGUAGUAUAAAAGCAGUCAUAGAUAAUGCAUGUAAACUUUAUCACUGUGUGUUCCAGUGAUACUUUAUUUAUAAAUCAAGUGGCAGGCCAGAUAUGGCCUGUUAACUGUGUUUGCUGACCUCUGUUCUGACUAAUCAAAAAGUGGUGGUAAUUCACUUCUGAGAUUAUGUUACUCUGGCUUCCAUCUUGCCUGCUUCUCUUGCUCUUUUGCUUAUUCACUUGAGAGGAAGUGAGCUGCCAUUUUAUGAGGUAAACUAUGGAGAAUCCAACAUGGAAGCUCUGGCCAACAGCCAGCAAGAAACUGAGGCCCAUGUUCCAGCAGUCUGGGAGAAACUGGAUCCUGCCAAUAAUCUCUUAAAUGAGCCUGGAAGAGAGUCCACUUUGAGGCUGGGGUGGCUACAACAUAUGCAUUCACCUGGGAGCUUGGUGGAAACGCCGACAUUUGGAUGACUUCAUUCAUGCAUCUGGUGCUUCAGGAUGGCUGGAACAGCUGGGCGAAGUUCAGCCUGUGUCUCUCUGCAUGCUGUCUCACGAUGCAGCAUUCUAGCCCGAGCAUAGUCACAUGGCAGCUGGAUUCCGAGAGUGCAAAACCGGAAGCUAAGUGGAAGAAAAUAAUUUGCUGAGAUGUCAGGUGGGAAUUCUUCACAAGAAACUCUGGAAAUGGAUAGCUUCCACACAAGGUUCAGCACCUGGACACCUUUUAGCAACAAGUCAUUAAACAGACAGCUCUUUCAGGAAAGAGUUGCCCUUGUGAGUCAUUGGUUUGAACUCUGGACUAACAAGCAGCGCCAACAAUUCUUAUUCACAAUUUUUCUACAAUGCUCUAAAUCACAAUUAAGGUUUGUCCAAGACUGGUUUUCAGAAAGAAAGCAAGUGGCCAGAGUGGAUUUCUGUACCGUGCUACCACGCUUCAUUUCUCUGUAUAUCUUUUCCUUCCUGAAUCCCAAAGAUCUGUGCGCAGCUGCCCAAGUCAGCUGGCCCUGGAAGUUUCUAACUGAACAGGACUGCUUGUGGAUGCCCAAGUGCGUUAAGUUUGGGUGGUUUCUGCCCUAUACUCCAGCAGACAACGAGUACGGCGCGUGGAAGCACCAUUACAUUGCGUGUGUGACCCACCUGGACUGGCUGACACCGAGGGAAGCAGCCGCUGUCUAUGGGACCCUGAAUGAGCCCAAAACAGAGGAUGAGGAGGUCCAGGAGAGGCAAAGGGAAAGGUGCCUAAGGAAAAUAAUAUGGGAGAAAACUGCACUCCGUAAGACUUGGCUGGGAGAGAGAGAGGCACGAAAUGAACAGCCUGGCGCUGCUGCUUGUUUUCCAGAGGAGCUACUCAGAGCUCGCCCGCCCUGGGGCAGCGGAGACUGCUGCUCCCGGUCGUUCACAUCCAAAUGCCAACUGCGCCUCUCCCGAAUGCUGAGGGAUCUGUCGGGGUUGCAGGGAGCUUCAGAGAAAGAGCUUGUUUUGGCAUCAUUGGACGUUUUGCCCACGCGAAGCAAUGUUUCUGGAAGUCAUUCCUACUCUUUAUUAUCAAAGAAAAAUUGGUGUGGAGUUCAUAAAAAGGAUGACAGCUCUUCAUAUGCUUUGCAGCCACACUUCAUAUUAAUAUCAUCUCGGGUCCCUGCAUAUGAGCUGGUGGCAGAGAGUGUCCAGGCCGGUGUCCUCUCGGCGGUGUACGAGCACAGCGGCGGGACCCUGGACGGCCUGCUGCAGCUCAUAGAGACAGCGCUGCGCGGGCGGAAGGCACGAAGUGUGGGGAUAUUUAGCGACGGAGAUAGCAGAGAAAUCAAUUUACUCCAAGGCUAUAAAAUUGGUAUUGAAAAUUUAUUGAGGCCUGAAGUGAGAGACUUCUGGGAGAAAUUAGGAAGUUACGUGGCCACUGAGGAAGAAGGGGGACAUGUCGACCUCUUUGUGCCGCUUGGAGCAUCAGAGGCGGGCGUGGAAGUCCUUUCUCAGCUGUCCCAGCUGACCGGCACGCUCUUCACGGCCCCGCUCGGGAUUGCCACUGGCUCGUACCAACACGUUCUCAGUGAGUGGCUGGGACCGCCACCGGACGGGGCUCCGCCUUCUGUCUACUUCAGCGAAUCCAAGCUGCAGACCUGGGCCCACGCCGCGGACCUCCUGGAAGACGCCUUGAAAUCAGUGAGGAAACAGCUCGGUCCUUUCUUGAAGGAACUGCAGAAGGGCAUCAGUGCCAGGAUGGUUGGGCAAUUCAUGUUUGACUCCAUGAGCACGGAGGACAUUCUCAAUAACCAAGACACUGCACAAGCUCUGGUGGAUGGGUUGGGAGAGCUGUCAAAAGAACAUUCUGACAAACCCCUGGAGUUCUUGUCAAAUUUUCUGCUGAAGAAAAGCAAAAAGAGCAAAGACUUUGAAGGGAAUGUUAUUCUGACAAAAUGUGACCCAAAAGAAACAUUCAGUUUACUCAUGAAGAAAGGAAAUGUGAUAGAAGACAAGUCUCAGGACACAAAGUCGAGUCUGAGCAAAAGUGCUCUCAAUUUGGAGGGGCUGGUCAAGCUGGAGAGGAGGCUGAGGAGGGACUGGGCGGAGAGGCGGUCCGCGGCGGUCCGGGAACUCUUGCGGAGUGAAAGGAAGUAUGUGCAGCUGCUGGAGACGGUGAGAGACGUCUAUGCCGCACCCCUGGGAGCGGCGCUGUCCGCGAACAGAGCGAUUCUGAGCGCUGCAAACAUCCAGAUCAUUUUCUCUGAUAUUCUGCGGAUUUUAAGUCUGAACAGGCAGUUUCUAGGUAACCUGGGAGACAGACUACAGGAAUGGGGCCCGGCCCACUGUGUGGGGGAUAUAUUUAUCAAGUUUGGGAGCCAAUUGAAUACAUACACCAAUUUCUUCAACAAUUAUCCUGUUGUUCUGAGAACUAUUGAGAAGUGCAGAGAGAUGACACCGGCAUUCCGAGCUUUCUUGAAGAGACAUGAUAAGACGAUUGUCACCCACAUGCUGAGCCUGCCGGAGCUGCUGUUGUACCCAUUCCGGAGAUUUGAAGAGUACAUUCAUCUUCUCUAUGCUCUGAAGCUUCAUACUCCGGCAGAACACGUUGGUCAUGGGGACCUGAACACUGCAAUUAACCAAAUCAAAACAUAUAAAGAUUAUAUAGAUCAGAUAAAGGAAAACAUCCAUAUGAAAGAGCAGCUGUCGGAUAUACAGAGACUCAUCUGGGGAUGCCCUACUCUAUCAGAAGCAAACAGAUAUCUGAUUAGGGUGCAAGACGUAGUCCAGCUUCGCUGCUGUGAUGAGGAAAUAAGUUUCUCUCUAAGGGUCUAUGAACAAAUCCGGGAUCUCACUCUCUUCCUCUUCAAUGAUGCACUGCUUGUUUCUAGUCGGGGAACAUCUCAUAUUCCAUUUGAAAGGAUUUCAAAAACAACCUACCAGUUCACUGCAUCAGUGGCCCUUCACAGGUUACUAAUAGAGGACAUCCCAGAUUCCAAGUAUGUCAAGAAUGCAUUUAUUCUUCAAGGUCCAAAACAUGAAUGGCUUUGUGCUACUGAAGUGGAAGAUGAUAAAUUCUUAUGGAUGUCAAUACUCCAAAAAGCAAUCAGAAGCAGCGUGGAGAAGUGAGACUGGACUGGAGGAAAAGAUCAGCAGUGCCACUGCUCCCUGACCAAAGCAGAGAACACAUUUUCUGCGCUAGAACAUCCAGUGAGAAGCACAAUGAUUAUGUCAUGGAUGAGGACAGAAUGAACUAGGAUGGCCCAUAAUGUUUAAACUUUAUCAUCUUGAUAAAGUUAUGGAGAAUGUGUAAGAACCAUGAGCCUAAAAUUUUGAACCUCUUUUUUUGGUAAUUUUUCAUGGAUAUUAUUUAAAAUAAUUUGAUGUGAUGAAUUCUAGGACAGCGAGCAUAUUGUGUGACAUUUAAAAAAAAUGAUCUCAUGAAAAAUAAAGCCAGAACAAAAAAUGGUAUUAAAUGACCAUUCUAAAAAAAAUCAUAAUUGAUUUAUCAAUCAUCUUUAAAAUUUACAUGAAACAAUUAUUGAUUUAAAAAUACAUAGAUAAUCAUAAAUGGUAACUUUUUUUUUUUUUGGUACCGGGGACUGAACUCGGGGCCUCACUCUUGCAAGGCAGGACGCGGAACCACUGAGCUAAAUCCCUGGCCCCAAGUUUUUUUUUUUUUGAGUAACUUUCUUAUACACUUGUCAAAUAUUCUUAAUAUGAAUGUACCUCUCUAAGAGAGCAUUAAAAUUAUACUAUUACAAAGAACUAAAAUGCUUUUUGUAAAAAGUUUUUGUAAAAGUUUUUUGGUGCCAAACUGAACUGUUAGACCUUACAAAAAAGAAACUUUGAAAUAUUGUUAAUAUUGUUAAGUUAGCCAGUGAAGAAAAGCAAUUUUUUUUUUUUUUUUGGUGCUGAGGUUCGAACGUGGGGCCUUGUACAUGCAAGAUAAGAGCUUUACCACUAAGCUACAUCCCUAGCCCUGGAUAAAGCAAUUUUUAAAAUACAAAAAUAAACCUUCCUGAGCCAACACGUUCCUGCCAGCUUGAACCACCAGUGGUACAUGCAUGACCAUCUCAUGUGAGCUACCCAAGCAGCAAGACAUACGAAUUACAGCCAUGUCAAGAAUGUGUUAGAGCCUUUAACAAACUGAAACCAUAACCUGUUAGCCACUUGGAAAUAAGCUGAUAUAUGCAGUAGUAAUAUUUUUACCUACUUAAUGCUAUCUAAAAGAUACACAUACUAGUCUUGGAA
Messenger RNA from Heterocephalus glaber (naked mole-rat), 7852 nucleotides. It is a transcript of the gene Ect2l, whose product is annotated as epithelial cell transforming 2 like. NCBI's taxonomy places the organism in Eukaryota, Metazoa, Chordata, Mammalia, Rodentia, Bathyergidae. Gene Ontology annotation, molecular function: guanyl-nucleotide exchange factor activity; protein binding. The record is from RefSeq and is a predicted model, not a curated record.